AGCCCGCCAGAUAAAAUGUUACCUCACUCUUUGAGUAAUAUUAACUCUACUUUGAAUUUAGUUCUCCUCAGCUCAUCUGUGUCUUUAUAUGAAAUUCUCACUCCCUUAAUGGAUGGCAGAAAUGGGUGUUGAGCACCAAUGAAAUGCAGAGCUGUACAAAGAGAUCUAGUCCCUCCCCCAUGCAGCCACACAGUCACAAUCUCUACCUCUGCAAGCAGAUGGAUGAAACGGAGCGAUGCUACUAACACAGCUAAAGCAAACCAAACAAAUACACAUGUUUUUUAGUCGUGAUUGUGGAAUCUUUCGUUUGAUCGAUUCUUUACUGCCAUGGACGACAUUGAUAUUUUUCCUUCUUGACCAUUUCACUGGAAAAUAAUUCUUGAGAAUCUGGGAUGACAAAGACAAAAGGUUCCCGGGACUGGAGAUGGAAAGCGCUCUGGUGGAAUCAGUUAUUUCUCCUGUGGAGUACAAUAGAAGCACAGACUCGCUACAGCAUCCCAGAGGAACUAAAACCGGGUUCUGUGGUCGGAAAUCUCGCCAAAGAUUUGGGUUUUUCAUUAUCUGAGAUUUUUGACCGUAAGCUGCGGGUCGCCUCUGAGGCUGGCGAGCAGUAUUUCAGCGUGGAUGCGGGGAAGGGCGAGCUGGUGGUGAAUGACAGAAUAGACAGAGAGGCUCUGUGUGGACAAAGCGCCAGCUGUGUUUUAACUCUGCAAAUUGUUAUUGAUAAGCCUUUACAGCUGUACCGAGUAGAAGUGGAAAUACAAGAUGUGAAUGAUAAUUCUCCCACGUUUCCGUCGACAGAAAAAAUAUUGCAAAUAGCCGAGUCGGCAGCGGCGGGGACGCAUUUUCCGCUAGAAACAGCUCAAGAUCUUGAUGUUGGCGUUAACUCGGUGAGAUCUUAUACUUUGAGCAAAGAUGAGUUCUUUAGUCUGAAAAUUAAAGAAGUGUCUGGUGGAAAGAGAGUUCCAGAGUUAGCGCUGUCUAAAUCUAUUGACAGAGAGAAAAAACCCACACAUACACUGACUCUCACUGCAGUAGAUGGGGGAAAUCCAGUAAGGUCUGGGACCUGUCAAAUAACGAUAAAUGUCCUUGAUAAUAACGACAAUUUUCCUGCAUUUGAGAAAAGCAUAUACAAAGUGUCCAUAGGUGAAAACGCGCUGAAAGGGGCUCCAGUUCUUACACUGGCUGCAAAAGAUGCUGAUGAAGGUCUUAACGGAGAGGUUGAAUUUGCUUUUGGUGCGCACACACCAGAUAACGUCAGAUCUGUUUUUGAUAUUGACCCAUUAACUGGGGAAAUACGCCUGAUUGGUCAUUUAGAUUUUGAAACCAACUCUAAUUAUGAGAUAGACAUUUCCGCUACAGAUAAAGGAAGUCCGAGAAUGGAGGGUCAUUGCACUGUCCAUGUUGAAGUCUUAGACGUUAAUGAUAAUCCUCCAAAUAUAUUUCUGACCUCUCAACCAAACUCUGUGCCUGAGAAUUCACCGAGUGGGACUGUAGUGGCUUUAAUUAGCGCAAGAGAUGUUGACACUGGAGAUAAUAGUAAAGUAAUACUACAUCUUAAUAAAAAUGUUCCUUUUAAACUAAAAGCGUCAUUUUCUGAUAACUAUGCUUUGAUUACAAACGGUCCUUUAGACAGAGAAAAAUUCUCAGAGUAUGAAGUUGAGAUAACCGCGACUGAUUUAGGUUCACCACCAAUGAGCAGUAAGAAGACAAUAAACGUUAAUAUUACUGAUGUAAAUGACAAUCCACCUGUUUUUACGCAAUUCACAUAUAGUGUGUAUUUAAAAGAAAAUGGAUUACCGGGAUCUAUACUAUAUUCAGUGUCCGCAUCUGAUCUGGAUUCUGGUGAAAACGCAAAGAUCUCUUACUCCAUACUGGACUCUAAAGUGCAGGACGUCUCUGUCUCGUCUUAUGUUUACAUUAACUCAGAUAACGGGAGCAUCUACAGCAUGCACUCGUUUGACUAUGAGAAGCUGAAAGUGUUUCAGAUUCAGGUUCAGGCAAAGGACCAGGGCUCUCCCUCUCUCAGCAGCAACGCCACUGUCCAUGUUUUCAUCCUGGACCAGAACGAUAAUACCCCCGCUGUUAUUUACCCCUCCUCCGCUGCCCUGGGCUCCCUCUCUCAUCAGAGGAUGCCCCGCUCCGCUAAAGCGGGUCACCUGGUUACCAAAGUAACGGCCGUGGACGCUGAUUCGGGCUAUAAUGCCUGGAUCUCAUACAGACUAGCAGAGGCCACAGACGCCUCUCUGUUCACCGUCAAUCAGUACACAGGAGAGGUGAGGACUAAACGCGCUGUGUACGAGCAGGACGACUCCUCUCAGAGGCUGCUGAUAGAGAUCAAGGACGACGGGCAGCCGGUUCAGUCUGCCACCGCCACGGUGUCCAUCCUACUGGAGGACGGUCUCCAUGAACCCAUUUUAGACCUCCGACACAAAAUGUCCGAGCCCAGCAAGAAAACUGGCAGAAUCACCCUUUAUUUGAUUCUGUCUCUGGCCUCAGUGUCCGUGCUGUCUCUGGUGACUUUUCUCAUCCUGGCGGUGAAAUGCAUCAGGGGCAGCAGAAGCAGCGGGAGCUGCUGCAUGAGAAGGAGCGACUGUGAUGAUUACAAGAACCCCAACAGAAACCUGCAGAUUCAGCUCAACACUGAUGGACCUAUAAAAUACGUGGAGGUCCUGGGAGGAGACAUGAUGUCUCAGAGUCAGUCGUUCAGGUCCUGCAUGUCUCCGAUGUCAGAGUACAGUGAUUUCACAUUGAUCAAACCCAGCAGCACCACAGAUUUUAAAGAAGUCAUCAGUGUUCUGGACGCGUCUUUACCCGACAGCACCUGGACCUUUGAGAGCCAACAGCAAAAGCCCCCCAACAAUGACUGGCGCUUCACACAAGGACAGAGGCCUGGACCUAGUGGUCCCCACAUGCCGUACGGUACACACAUACGAUGGACGCCGAAGAAUGGGACAAGGGCAACUGGAGGACCUGAGGUAGCCAUGGGAACUGGCCCCUGGCCCCAGCCCCCCACCGAAGCCGAGCAGCUUCAGGCACUGAUGGCAGCAGCCAACGAAGUAAGUGAGGCGACGGCCACCCUCGGGCCCGGCACCAUGGGCUUGAGCACCCGCUACAGCCCCCAGUUCACCCUGCAGCACGUCCCCGACUACCGCCAGAACGUCUACAUCCCCGGGAGCACGGCCACCCUCACCUCCAACCCUCAGCAGCAGCAGGCUACGGCCCAGCAGGCCACGCAGCAGGCGCUGCCUCCGCCUCAGGCCUCGGCACAGGCUGAGCCUCCAAAGGCCGCCCAGACCCCCGCCUCCAAGAAGAAGUCCACCAAGAAGGAGAAGAAGUAGAUGCUGGUGGAGAGGAGGUGGAGGCAUGAUGAAGUGAUGAGAAACCCAACCCCCCAUGCCCCACCAUUAGGUAUCUGCUGUCACAUGGACGCUGUUGGUGGUUCUUUGAAGAUUUUCUCCAAGAAUCCAAAUGUGCUGGAGGUUUUAGUGUUACUAACCCAUGUUGUGCUUAAAGGUCUAGUAUUGUUCAUGUAAUCUUUGUGGGUAGAUAUUUUUUGGCUGGGUAUGGGGGGUUGCUGUUGGUCCCCCCCCCCAUUAUUUUCUUUAAAUGAAAAAAAAAAAAAUUAAUGGACAAAGAGAUUCAGUGUAGAAAACCUUGCUGGAAUGACAAGGCUACACACAGCGAUGUAUUCAGAGAUGAAAAGUUAAUGUCUUUCAUGUUGGAUUUAUUGUGCACUUUCCGAAAGUGGAAAGCCGGCUAUUGUAAAGUUUGCUAGUUGCCAUUCAUUAUAUUCCUCUGUAGGGCCAGCCGUAAAGCAUAAGGCUGCUGUUUGACAGGUAUUACAGACUCUUCUGCAUGCUCAUUAAGGUUCAAACCACAUAUGCUAGUUUAGAGUUGCAAACUAUGCAUUGCAAAAGCAAAGAGAGGAACAUUCUGAAUCCUUGUUCCUCCCUCCAAUCGCAGGUCAACGUAAUGCACAUGUAGUGUUUACUUGACAGAAAACGAGAAUAACUUUUGUAAUCAUAGUUUUAAGGGAAAAAAAAAAGAUAUAAGAAUUUAAUCUUCUGAUAUUUUCUAUGAUCUGAGCAUGCACCCGCAGUUGAAGGGAGGGGUUGGCAGAGGACUGUGGUGAAGGCAUGGCACGUACUCAGAUUUAUCCUGGUUACCUGUAUAAAACCUCAGGACGAGUACAGACAUGUCCUGCUGCCCUCUCCCCCCCCCCUUGCGCCCAGCUAGUGUCCUUCCCUCACCCCCAAUUUGAGCCAAACUAUGAGAAAUGCACUGUUCAUAUGCUGAAGAAGAAACCGAGUUGAGGUUGUAAUCACUUCAAUCUUUAGGGAAACAUGUAGAUGUGGUAAACUUAAGUGCUUAGGAGUUUCUAGACACUUUGUAAGCCUCUAGGGCACUUUCUUGAGGUGCUGAAAAGAAAUUUCUUGAUGUGUUUUCUUUCCUUUUUUUUUCCUUUUGGGAUAUAUUGAUUCAAUAGCAUAAAAGGGGUUUGUUUUAAGAUACUUUGCCAUAUAUCUGUCUGUCAGGAUAAAACUGCAUGAAAAAGAGGGCAGCUCGCAGGCUGGGUCAAAGGGGAGCAAAAGGGGAUCGGUGGGAGCUAAACCGAUCGAGGUGGGGUACAACCUACAACCUUUGGCUCUGCCCACUGAAUGUACAGAGGAACCAAUGCUGGCCUGCCCGCCCUUUUUAAUUUUCUCCAAUGCACUGACCCUGAUAGAGGUCAACAGAGCCAAGCACAGUCAAACCUGUUGGUGAGGAGACGCCCCUCUGGGGCAUCUUCUCCACUUUUGAAAUCAGUGGCAAACACGACCCUCUCCGCCUCUCACCUGUCUGCGUCCGCUCCCCCCUCGUUCUGCGAGGCUCCCACCCCGCUGUAAAUAAACACGAGUCCAGUUGAUGGUAUGAGCCAAGUAUUUGUACAGCAGGGACCUUCUCCAACUGUCCCCUCUCAACAAGGCGCGGCUUACUACUUGAAUGUGUUUGCAUUUUGUUUUUCAAGAAAAAUAAAAACCACAGCUUAAAAAAAACAAAAAACAACAAAAAAAAAAACCACAAAAAAUUUAUCAACAAUAAUCAAAACGUUUGACAUGUUCUUCAACAGUUUGUGUUGCAAUGUAGUAACUGAGCACCAUUGAAGCCAACUAACUCUUCAGUGUAAAUAAAUGACUUAAAGAUAACUUUAGAUGAGUAAAAAACAAAGUGACACACGUAGACUAGUUAACUUGUGGUAUGUGUUGCGCAUAUUUUUGUGUUUAUUUUCCUCUUUACUACCCUUUAUCACCCUGUAAAGAAAUGAGACAAAAAAAAAUAUGGAAGUCUUUCUAUCCUUCUGUAACCUCUUAAUGUUACUUUGCGGUGAUUUUUCUCUUGUGCAUUUGUGAAAUAAUGCCUCUCAUUCUCUUUCUGUCCAUAUGAACAAAUGAUUAUAAAUAUUAUAUAUGUGUAAGUCCGUCCGCUGCUGAAUUAAUACUACUCUAUCCUGCUGUAUUAUCUUUCUUAUAAAAUGCUUUGCCCUCUCCCCACGCUACAACCCUGUGUUACUCUCUUAUUUUUAUGCUAAUAUUUAUAUUUCUGUUUUAUUUUCUCUUGGACACUGACAUUUCAAAUAAAAGAAAUCAUUUGAAAAACCUUA
This is a messenger RNA of Xiphophorus couchianus (Monterrey platyfish), 5644 nucleotides long. RefSeq names its product protocadherin gamma-C5-like. The record is from RefSeq and is a predicted model, not a curated record. Bases 393 to 3341 code for a protein of 982 amino acids. Gene Ontology annotation, biological process: homophilic cell-cell adhesion. Gene Ontology annotation, molecular function: calcium ion binding. NCBI's taxonomy places the organism in Eukaryota, Metazoa, Chordata, Actinopteri, Cyprinodontiformes, Poeciliidae. Gene Ontology annotation, cellular component: plasma membrane. The transcript is spliced from 5 exons.